AUGUCAUCAGCAAGAUCGCCACCGGAGCAUCCCUCUGUUCACCCUCACGUGGCAGUCGGCGCGGAGCCUCGGUCGCCUCCAAUCACUGGGUCAUCCAUGGCAUUGAGAGGUCUGCAUCCGCUUUCCUCCAAAGUGAAUACCGUGUUGUCUACCUCGUAUGCCGACACCGACUUCCGGGACAGUCUUCAUUUGCUCGACCAACGCAGCAUCCAGAACACCGGAGAGGCCCGUCGCCGCCUCCGUCUGGACCUGCAAAAGGAGGUCAUUGAGUGCAAUGGAGAUAUCGUACACGAGUUUGGUCGUGUCUCGGAACAACUACAGAGGAUAGGCUCGACACUGGAGAGCCUCAAUAAGAUGUACAGCGAGAUGAGAUCCAAAGUGGACGUGGCUCACGCCUCGACAUCGUCCGUCCUGGGCGAGGCUUCGGCGCUGAUGCUUCAACGCCGCCAAGCCGAGGCGAAGCAGCAGCUGUUCAGGUCCUUGCAAACGCAAUUCGUGCUGUCAGAAAACGAAGUGGCGUGCCUGUCCAUGGCAGCGGAACCAGUAGAUGAUCGAUUCUUCACGACGCUGGCCAAGGCCAAGAAGAUUGUCAAGGAUUGCGAAAUACUAUUAGGUUUUGAGAACCAGACACUGGGGCACGACAUCUUGGAGAGGGCAUCCAAGACGCUCGACCAGGCUUUUCAGAAACUAUACAAAUGGAUUCAGCGCGAAUUCCGGACGUUGAACCUGGAGAACCCCCAGUUUGGCGCGCGUAUCAGACGGGCGCUUCGUGUGCUGGCAGAGAGGCCGACGCUGUUCCACAACUGCCUCGACUUUUUCGCCGAGGCAAGAGAACAUCUGCUCUCCGACUCGUUCUAUGUCGCUCUGACCGGAUCGUCUACCUCGGGCAGGGAGGAGCAGUCCGUGAAGCCCAUCGAGCUCGCCGCUCAUGACCCGCUUCGCUAUGUUGGCGACAUGUUGGCCUGGACCCACUCCGCCGCGGUGAGCGAGAGAGAGGCUCUCGAGGUCCUAUUUGUGUCGGAAGGGGGUGAGAUUGCCAAAGGGAUACAAGCCGGCCGAGACCACGAGAUCUGGCGCCUUGUCGACAGCGAGGAAGAGCCCGGGGAACCUGCCUUUGAUGCCAUCAAGGCCCUAAACGACCUCGUGGAUAGGAAUGUGUCGGGUGCCGCGCGUAUCUUGCGACAGCGCGUGGAGCAGGUCAUACAGAGCAACGAGGAAAUCAUCCUGGCUUACAAACUUGCCAACCUCCUCAACUUCUACCGCGUCACGUUCGUGAAACUCCUUGGCGACCAGUCCGUCCUCGUCGAGUCUCUCUCGAGCCUGGAAGCCGAGGCGCUCCGCCAGUUCCGCUCUUUGAUGAGAGACUACAUCGCCGCCUUGCAGGGGGACCUUCAGCACACUCCGACCGACCUGGGGUCGCCUGACUUCCUGCAGGAAGCAUUGGAACAACUCCAUGCCAUAUUGAAGACAUACGAUACCUCGCUUACCUCGUCUGCAAGUCGCGAAGUCGAUUUUCUUCCCAUCCUUGGAGAAGCCUUUGAUCCAUUUAUCCAGGGAUGCCACAACAUCGCCCGGGAUAUCGGCCAGCCCGGGAGCUCCAUCUUCCUGAUCAAUUGCCUUCUUGCCGCGAAGGCGGUGCUGCUCCCGUUCGACUUUACGGAGGGGAGAGUCAGGGCGUUGCAAGACGAGAUACGGCAAGAAUCACAGACGCUUGCUGAGAGUCAGUACCGGUUCUUCCGUGAAGAAUCGGGCCUGGAUGGCAUUUUGACCGAGACGACAUCAGUCACGACGUCCAAAGAGGACCUGUCAAGGCUGAAAGCCAUCGAGGCACUAGCCCCUGAAUCCAUGGUGAGAGCAAGCCAAAAGCUAGACGAUUUCCUGCCGUCGGCCCUGAUGGACGCACUAGAGAAUAUGAAGCAACUGCAGGACUCGGGUCUGGCCCGGCAGAUCACCGAGGAUGCGGCGGAGCGAUUCUGUGAGGAAUUUGAGCACCUAGAAGAAGUCCUCGUCGCUGCGGACGAGGUCAAGCCAGCUGGCAUGGAAAGCACAGGAGCAAAUAUUGACGAGCAGACCACAUCAUGGAGCUGGAAAAGCACCGUAGCCAAGAGCCCCGCUGGCCAGUGGCAGCCCCACCUGGGCUGGGCCAUUUGGUGGGAUCCAGGAUGUGUGCCUGAUACACGCCGCCAUCUUGUCGCGUCGCAAUCCCAGGCCUCCAAGAAUCUGCCAGCCCUGGUCGGCCGGAGCCGCUGGUCUACACAGAAGUUCUCGGCCGGCGGGCAGUCCUCCCCAACAUACUUGUUCACCCGUGAGCUCGGCCAUGUUCCGGAAAGCAGCACGAUGCUGCAGGGCAAGGGAAACGCAGCCAACCUACAGGGUACAUAUGAUGAGAGUUACCUAACGUGUUCGAAAGCGGUGUUUUACGAGAGCCAGGGCAACGAAGAUGAAGCAAUGCGCUGUUGGAAGGCGGCUCUUGGUGUGAUAUCUAACAGCCGUGACAUUGUCCGCCCCGGCGGCCAGGGUUCGCAGUCCGAAACAGAGAGCGCGUUGACUGACAGCCUGCGGCAACUCGAACUGCAAUGCAAAGAACGGAUCGACCUGCUAGAAGCACUCAGGCUCUCGCGCGAGGAUGGUCCUCGAAUACAAAAGACAAACGCGCCUAGUAUAGCUGAGCCAAAGGCAGCUGACGCCUCGUCGCCUGGCUGGAUCGGCAACGGAACCAUACCUGCAAUCUCAUACACUCAAUUGCCUAGGCCUCCCUUGCCACCGCGGCCAUCUCUGCAGUCGAGAGCGUCGUCGAAGCACUCCACUGGUAUGGGAAGCCUUGUCGAUCUUGGUUCCGACGUAGACUCGACUGAGCAGUCCAUCCUUCGGCCCGUGGCCGGAUCGAGCUCCCAGCCCACCGUCUCACGAUCUCCAAGCCCCGACAAGCAUACCUUGAGAACGACUUUGCGCACGGGGAAGCUUGGAGAGCGGUUCACCAAACCUAAACGGCGAACGGGCUCCAGGCCGGCGUCGGAUGGCCCUGGGGCCAGCAGGGCUGCCGCUCUUGCCUGGAGUGCCUUGGGGUUCAGAGACAGGGCGAGCAAAUCCCAGAAUACUGAACAGGCUUCCACAACAUUGCCCGCGAUCAGGACACCGUCCCGCGAGGACCGGGUCGUUCGAGAGCCCGGUUCGUCACGGCUGCAAUGGGACAGCCAUAGCAGACGGCUUGUGGCAUCGCACGAGAGAGACAUCGACCCCACGCCAGGCUCCAGGCACAGUCUAGACUCUGCUGUUAACUCGCGGCGAUCCCGAGACCAUGCCUCGCCCAGCGCGUCUGUGUUGUCUGUCCAUGCUGCCGCCAGUGCGCUCGUCAACAACCUACCCACCGAGCCCACCCACUCGGCUCCAGGAAGAACAGGCAAAAAUCACAUUCCUAGGCACAGAACAGCACCGCCGCCGGAGCAGCCCCUCAAAACGCCGCCCCCAAGGGCUGGGGACGAGAAGGGUACAUCAGAUGGUGGGAUAGCAGAACGUAGCAGCAGUACAUCCGACCUGCCGAGUCGAAGGAUAGCGGUCAAAGAAGCAACUACGAAAAUGGGGGGCAGACACCCGGUGCCUGGGAGACACAGCACGAGCGAAACACCCGCCGGAGCGAGCACCUCGCCGGGCACGGGGAGUGUUCGGGAUGCGAUGCGCAGAAAGGGAAAGACCAAAGACAAGGGCCUGGAAAGGGAUCUGGAAUACGAGGCGCUACAGACGUCCGGAGACUCGGAUGGGAAUGAGAGUGAGAAGGGAGGAAAUGCGGGGGGGGGCCGGGAGAGGCGCGCAAUUCUGAGAAACUUGCCAGCUGGCAUCGACAAGGAUGCCGCCAAGCAGAUAUUGAAUGAGAUAGUGGUACACGGAGACGAGGUCCACUGGGGCGACGUUGCCGGGCUCGAGGUCGCGAAGGCGGCGCUCAGAGAGGCGGUCGUGUACCCCUUCUUGCGGCCGGAUCUGUUCAUGGGGCUCAGAGAACCAGCGAGGGGCAUGCUUUUGUUCGGGCCUCCGGGCACUGGAAAGACCAUGUUGGCACGAGCUGUGGCCACCGAGUCGAAGUCGACGUUCUUCUCCAUCUCGGCCAGCAGCCUGACCAGCAAAUACCUGGGCGAAUCGGAGAAACUGGUCAGAGCCCUUUUCUCGCUGGCAAAGCUCCUGGCACCCAGCAUCAUCUUCGUGGACGAGAUAGACUCGUUGCUCUCGCAGAGAUCGUCCUCUGGAGAGCACGAGGCGACAAGAAGGCUCAAGACUGAAUUCCUGAUCCAGUGGAGCGAUCUGCAGAGGGCGGCGGCUGGGCGGGAUCUUGCCGACAAGGAACAAGGCGAUCCAAACAGAGUGUUGGUCCUAGCGGCAACGAAUCUGCCGUGGGCCAUUGACGAGGCAGCGCGGAGGCGGUUUGUCAGGCGGCAGUACAUUCCUCUGCCGGAGUCGGAGACCCGCCGGACGCAGCUCCAGGCCCUUCUCGGGCACCAGAAGCACAGCUUGACAGAGGAGGAUAUUGAGAAGCUAGUCAGCUUGACUGACGGGUUCUCAGGCUCAGACAUCACAGCACUGGCCAAGGACGCAGCGAUGGGUCCAUUGCGGUCACUGGGCGAAGCCUUGCUGCACAUGACUAUGGACGAUAUUAGAGCCAUUGGCUUUGGGGACUUUGUGGCGAGCCUCAGGACCAUUCGUCCCAGCGUCAACAAGGCAGGCCUAAAGGAAUAUGAGGACUGGGCUCGAGAAUUUGGAGAGAGGGGUGGCUAA
Thyridium curvatum is the source of this 4764-nucleotide messenger RNA. RefSeq lists its product as uncharacterized. The coding region runs from base 1 to 4764 and encodes 1587 amino acids. NCBI's taxonomy places the organism in Eukaryota, Fungi, Ascomycota, Sordariomycetes, Thyridiales, Thyridiaceae. The transcript is spliced from 6 exons. The record is from RefSeq and is a predicted model, not a curated record. Gene Ontology annotation, biological process: intra-Golgi vesicle-mediated transport. Gene Ontology annotation, molecular function: ATP hydrolysis activity; ATP binding. Gene Ontology annotation, cellular component: COG complex.